Syzygium oleosum is the source of this 871-nucleotide messenger RNA. RefSeq names its product 50S ribosomal protein L17, chloroplastic. Gene Ontology annotation, biological process: translation. The transcript is spliced from 2 exons. The coding region runs from base 86 to 751 and encodes 221 amino acids. Lineage: Eukaryota; Viridiplantae; Streptophyta; Magnoliopsida; Myrtales; Myrtaceae. The record is from RefSeq and is a predicted model, not a curated record. Gene Ontology annotation, cellular component: ribosome; cytosolic large ribosomal subunit. Gene Ontology annotation, molecular function: structural constituent of ribosome.
UUUUUCUGGCUCUUCUGUAAACCUCCAGUACUGUCAUCCUCUGGAUUAGGAUAGAGUUUCCUGAGCUUGGGAGUGUUGUUGAGCUAUGGCGAUGGCUUGUGGAUGCAGUUCUGCCGAUACCCGAUGGAGCAUGGGGUCUCUCAAGUCGGCCCUUCCUUCCCUUCCUCCUCUUCCCAAGGCGGCGGCGGCGGCGGCGGCGGUGAGGGCUCCUCCUUCCUCUGUUCGGUUCUUUUCCGUCUCUAAAAGGGCCUCCUAUGCUCUCCUUCGCAAACCCCAGUUGCAGUUGGGCUCGUUCGCGGGGUUGUCCCCGCUCAAUCCCCUUCUCUCCCUCGGGCUCGCGGAUUACUCAAGCUAUGAACACAACUUCACCCUCAUUGACAACGGCUCUCGAGUUUCCGCUAUGAGGCAUGGCAGGCGGGUUCCCAAGCUCAAUAGGCCCCCUGACCAGCGACGUGCACUAAUUCGCGGCCUCACAACUCAGCUUCUCAAAUAUGGUCGGAUCAAGACCACCAGAGCAAGGGCCAGUGCCAUUAGGAAGUAUGUGGACAAGAUGAUUACUUUGGCAAAAAAUGGAUCUCUUCACAAAAGAAGACAAGCCCUUGGCUUUAUCUAUGAAAAGCAGAUUGUUCAUGCUUUAUUUGCUGAAGUCCCAGAAAGGUAUGGCGAUAGAAAUGGUGGCUAUACAAGAAUUAUUAGAACUCUGCCAAGGCGAGGGGACAAUGCACCUAUGGCCUAUAUCGAGCUUGUCUAGUUAACCUUUCUCCUGGCAAAUUUGUGGAUUAUUUUUUAACUAAAUUACUGUAGCUUAUUGUUUGACCGUGAGAAUUGCUGCCAUGUACGAGGAAAGUAAAUGUUAUUGCUUCAUUGUUUA